AUGAACGAAAAUCGAUUAACUAUACUAACACUGACUGGAGUUAUGUGUGGAGUAAUUAUUGGAGUAAUACUAAAAAAUUAUAGUAACCGACAAUGGUCCGAGCGUGAUAUUAUGUACUUUCAAUUUCCUGGUGAAAUAUUUUUACGAAUAAUAAAUUGCUUAGUUUUACCAUUAAUUAUAUCGAGUGUAGUAAGUGCUAGCUGCUAUCUAAGUAAAUCAGGUAGUAUUGGCUUAAAGGCUUUUUAUUAUUAUUGUACCACGACAUCCCUUGGAAUUAUAUUAGCUGUCACACUCGUUCAAACAAUAAAACCCGGUGAGUUCUAUGUCAAUAGAAAUACAACAGUAUCUAAUCAUAUCAAAAAAUCUGUAACUGCUGAUGCAUUUUUAGACUUACUAAGAAAUUUGUUCACUGAUAAUUUAAUAAAAGCAUCUCUUAGUCAGACGCAAAUAACGAGCCCACUCAAUUCAACAAAUGAUGAAAAUAUAAACUCUUGGGAAAUACACCAUCGAGAUAACGACGGGACUAAUGUGCUUGGCAUAGUAGGAUUUUGUCUAGUUUUGGGAAUCGCUAUCGGACACUUAGAAGAAAAAGGGAAGCCUCUGAAUGAUUUUUUUAAAUCAUUAUCUGAUACAGUCAUGCUCAUGAUGGACUGGGUGAUAAUGAUUGUUCCGGCAGCCGUUCUAUUUUUGAUACCUGGAAAAAUAUUAGAAGCUGAAAACAUAACAUUGAUGAUAUCCAACUUGGGUCUUUACGUACUGGUAGUGUUUGCUGGAUUAUUUAUACACAGUUUAAUUGUAUUACCUCUUCUGUACUUCAUAUGUACAAGAAAAUCACCGUAUUCUUUACUGCUAAAAACAGGUCCUGCGAUCAUUACAGCUCUUGGAACAUCUUCCAGCACAGCUACCGUUCCAAUGACGAUAAAAUGCCUCAAUAGAAUCGGUGUUAAUCCAAAAGUGUCUCAGUUCAUUGCACCAAUCGGCGCGACGAUUAAUAUGGAUGGUAUUGCAUUAUAUGAAACAAUUGGAGCAUUAUUCAUCAUUCAGCAACGCGGGCUUGAUUUUUCUUUAAUGCAAAUUAUAUCAAUAGCAAUAACUUGCACGGUGUCUUGUAUCGGAGCCGCCGGAUUGCCAAGCGGUGGAUACGUAAUGUUAAUUGUUGUACUCGAAUCAAUUGGAAUUCCUGCUGAAGAUAUCGAUACAAACAUCCCCGACAACAAGACGCCUGCCGCUAAAUAA
Messenger RNA from Cotesia congregata, 1236 nucleotides. The record is from the annotation of a GenBank genome assembly. NCBI's taxonomy places the organism in Eukaryota, Metazoa, Arthropoda, Insecta, Hymenoptera, Braconidae.